CAUAUUUGCAACGGUCGACCACCAACACCGGAACAACUACCAAUGUGCUUUGACCCCGAGAUUGGUUGGGAUGGAGUGUCGCUGGACGAAUUUCUUGCUUGCCCCUACAAUCUUGCUUUUAAUAGGCAAACACGAAUGUUAGCUGAUUUGACGCUCAUCAACUGCUAUGAUACACGAGCAAAUGACGUUGCCACCAGAGAACGGAUUAUGCUGGCAAGCGCAAAGGCUAAUUUAAAAAAUUUAGCUUUUUUUGGACUCAAAGAAUAUAUGGCCGAAAGUCAGUGGAUGUUCGAGCAACUCUUCCGCUUAAAGUAA
Messenger RNA from Gongylonema pulchrum, 315 nucleotides. The record is from the annotation of a GenBank genome assembly. NCBI's taxonomy places the organism in Eukaryota, Metazoa, Nematoda, Chromadorea, Rhabditida, Gongylonematidae.